CCGGCGGAAGCGGAAGCGACGGCAGUAUGGCGGCAGCAGCGGCUCGGGCGGCCCUCGGGGCCCUCCUGUGGCGGCGCCUCCGCCUCCCGGCGUCCCCCGGGGCGAGCCCUGGAGCGGUUCAUCCUUGGCCUGCUUUUCAAAGUCACAGUUCCCAGAGCACUUCUGCUCAGGAAAGGGUCCUCCCCAAAACGUCACUGACUUCAGCUCCAUGGCCUAAAAUCAUACUUCCAGAUCCCAAGGAAGAGACUGAGCGUCACCGAGAGGUUCUCCGGCGGGUGAAUGAACUGAUCGCCACCGGACAGUAUGGCCGGCUCUUCGCUGUGGUCCACUUUGCCAGCCGGCAGUGGAAGGUGACCGACGGGGACCUGAUUAUGAUUGAGAACACAUUGGAGGCCAAAUGCGGAGAAAGGAUUCGAAUGGAGAAGGUCUUACUGGUCGGUGCUGAUGACUUCACGUUAAUUGGAAAGCCGCUCCUCGGACUGGAUCUUGUCCGUGUAGAAGCCACAGUUAUUGAAAAGACUGAGUCAUGGCCAAGAAUCUACAUGAAGUUUAGAAAAAGGAAAAAUUUCAGAAAAAAGAAAAUUUUUAUAAAACCACAGACUGUCCUUCGGAUAAACACUGUAGAGAUUGCUCCAAGUUUGACCUGACUGUUUGGCUGAUAUUUACCUAAGUGUGAAAAUAAACUGCGGGUUUGUUUUUUUAAUGAGGACUAGUUUGAUGUCUUCUUAAUAUUAAGUUAUUUGUGUAUCACUGUAGUUGUUUUAUGGAUUGAUUCUGUACAAUAAAGUCUUUAAUACAAAAGUAAU
Messenger RNA from Trichosurus vulpecula (common brushtail), 806 nucleotides. It is a transcript of the gene MRPL21, whose product is annotated as mitochondrial ribosomal protein L21. Gene Ontology annotation, molecular function: RNA binding; structural constituent of ribosome. Gene Ontology annotation, cellular component: ribosome; mitochondrial large ribosomal subunit. The record is from RefSeq and is a predicted model, not a curated record. The coding region runs from base 27 to 647 and encodes 206 amino acids. NCBI's taxonomy places the organism in Eukaryota, Metazoa, Chordata, Mammalia, Diprotodontia, Phalangeridae. Gene Ontology annotation, biological process: translation. The transcript is spliced from 7 exons.